This is a messenger RNA of Physella acuta, 969 nucleotides long. RefSeq names its product kelch-like protein 6. The record is from RefSeq and is a predicted model, not a curated record. Gene Ontology annotation, molecular function: protein binding. NCBI's taxonomy places the organism in Eukaryota, Metazoa, Mollusca, Gastropoda, Physidae.
AUGAAGCAUUUUAUUAUGUUUGGCAGGGAAACAGAGGACAACCAGCUAAGUAUUACUGGCAACAUGUUACCUAAAGUAGAUCUAGAAAUAGCAACAGAUGUUUUCAAAUGUUUUCAAGACAGUAUGGAAAACUUCACUGAUUUCACUGUCUUGGUUGGCGUCACCAAGUUUAACUGCCACCGGAUCUUUCUCAGUUCCUGCUCUGGUUUCUUUGAGGCUCUUAUGAGGACAGAUAUGAGGGAAAAAUCUGAAUCAAGUUGUACCAUAGAGGGCAUUUCACCAGAUAUAUUUGGACUCAUUCUAGAUGUUAUUUAUAAAGGGAGAAACGUCUUAAGUGAAGAAAAUAUGUUGGAAUUGUGGAUGGCAGCAAAUCAACUACAGAUUCAAUUUUUAAUAACAGCCUGUGAAAAGUUUGUCACAAAACAUGUUACGCCUCAAAAUUAUAAGUUUGUUUUAAAUAACGCAGAACUGUUACAUUCGUCAACUAUUAUUAUGGAGGUUAAGAAUGUACUCGCUAGAUCCUAUUUUGAUUUGGUAUGCUCUGAUAAUUUCAUGCAGGUAUCUUUAAAAGAACUGCUAGAAAUUCUUCGGAACAACAACUUGAGUGUAUGCCCUGACUUUUGCGUCUAUUCUGUGUUGAAGUGGGCGAGUGCAGAUGAUUACUCCAAUAAGCCCGACGAACUGUUAAUUGUUCAAAACGGGCGUAGUGUAUGGUCAAAUAAGGGUGAUUACCAUGAAGAUGCAGAAAGUAUAAAGCACCGUAGAUCCUGCUUAAACAAUUUACUGGAUGCUAUUCAAUUAAAUCGCGUCAGCAAAGAAUGCCUCUCUCUGCUCAUAAUUAACAAGUAUAUUAUCGAAAAUAAAGAUGCGAUAUUUAAGGUAAACCUCAUUGCGGCAGAUAGGAUAAUGAAUAACGAUGUAUGGUAUCAAAACACAAGAGGAACAUGUAAACACUGUUUUCUACACUAA